Molecule: messenger RNA, 534 nt
Organism: Empidonax traillii (willow flycatcher)
Lineage: Eukaryota; Metazoa; Chordata; Aves; Passeriformes; Tyrannidae
Gene: FABP1
Product: fatty acid binding protein 1
Exons: 4
Coding region: 80-463 (127 amino acids)
Biological process (GO): fatty acid transport
Cellular component (GO): nucleus; cytosol
Molecular function (GO): fatty acid binding
Source: RefSeq, a predicted model, not a curated record
AAGGGACUGUAUAAAACCAGGCUCUGCUUGCCAGCAAGACACCUUCUCUUGUGUUGGGAGCACAGAGAGCCUUUCCAUCAUGAGCUUCACUGGAAAGUACGAACUCCAGUCCCAGGAAAACUUUGAGGCCUUUAUGAAAGCCCUCGGGCUUCCUGAUGACCAGAUCCAGAAGGGCAAGGACUUGAAGAGCACCACAGAAAUUGUGCAGAAUGGGAAAAAGUUCAAGGUCACUGUGACCACUGGCUCCAAAGUGCUGACAAACGAGUUCACCAUCGGGGAGGAGUGUGAGAUUGAGAUGCUGACAGGAGAGAAAGCAAAGGGUCUUGUGCAGAUGGAGGGUAACAACAAACUGAUCGCAAACGUGAAAGGGCUGAAAUCCAUCACCGAGCUCAAUGGAGACACCAUCACCCAUACAAUGAUGAUGGGUGACCUCACCUGCAAGAGAAUCAGCAAGAGAGUCUAGAAACCUUGCACAUACCAAUCAUUUUACUGUGUAAAAUGCAUCCAUUAUAAUAAAAUUUUUAUGAAAGCCUU